Molecule: messenger RNA, 1115 nt
Organism: Porites lobata
Lineage: Eukaryota; Metazoa; Cnidaria; Anthozoa; Scleractinia; Poritidae
Source: the annotation of a GenBank genome assembly
AUGAGAGUGAAACGAGCAAGCGCUACUACAGCCUACUACGCCAACUCAACCUCUACCUUUAGACCUGUUAUACAACUGCUACAUGAUGUGGAACUUAACCCUGGACCUGCAAACUGCUCUAGUGGAGACAAGUCAGAAAAGUCAAAUGGCAAUGUUAAAAUCGCACAUCUUAAUGUUCGCUCGCUCAAAUGUCGUGAGCAUUUCGUUCUUGUAAAGAAUGCGGUACUGGAAAAUAAGUUUGAUAUAUUUACCGUAUCCGAAACAUGGCUCAACAGUUCAGUUACGGAUUUGGAGAUAGAAAUCCCUGGCUAUGUUAUCUACCGAAUCGACCGACAGGCGAGGGUUGGCGGUGGAGUAUGUGCUUAUGUCUCACGAAAUUACAGGACGGAGUACUUGAGUGACAUUUCUCUUAUCACGGCCUCUGGCUUCCAUCAACUGUGGCUAAAAAUCCACGUCAGAAACAUGAAGUCCUUCCUUGUCUGUACAACCUAUAGACCACCGGACACUUCUUUAUCUUGUUUCGAUUCAGAUCUUACAGAGAACUUUAUUUAUGCCUCGUCGUUUAAUGUUCCAAUUUAUCUAUUAGGUGAUUUGAACUGCAGACUUGAGAAUAGCGACGAUCCUGGAGCUAAAGCCCUUGUUAACUUUUUUGCCGUUCCUAUAACUUGUCAAUAUUGAUCAACACACCAACACGAGUUACAGAGACUUCGAAAUCAAUUUUAGAUGUUAUCCUUGCAUCGGAUACAAGACAAGUCCAAACGGCUACAGUUAUGGAAAGCUCGAUCAGCGACCAUGAGCUAAUUUAUGUCACCUUAAGAUUGAAGAAGGCGCGCUCCAAACCCAUUUAUAUUACUACCAGAAGUUUUAAACACUACAGUCCUAUUGAUUUCAGCAACGACGUAUCAUUGGCACCGUGGUCCAUAGUCGAUGUUUUCGACGAUGUCGAGGAUAAAAUUUAUGCAUUUGAUUCGCUGUUUACUGAGAUACUCGACCGUCAUGCUCCAGUUAAAACCUUUAAAGCACGCUGUAAGCCAAACCCAUGCGUAACCGACAACAUCCGCGGAUUGAUGAAGACCAGGGAUGAUUGGCGUAAAAAAAGCAAAGAAAACAAAUGA